AUGAAAUACUUUUUCACAAAGACAAUGUCAAAGGAUAACGAUCAAACCUUAAAACAAAAUAAGAGCAAGAGUCUGGUAUCUAUCAACUAUGCUACCUCCUGUGCCAUCAACUUGAUUCUUCCCUUGAUCAACGGUUUCAUGUUGGGUUUAGGUGAAUUGUUUGCUCAUGAAUUUGCUUGGAGAUUCUUACCUUCUUCUUGGUUCCCUACAGUACGUUCUAACUCUCCAACAACUUUCAAAGUUUAUCCUCGUUCUCGAGUUGAACAAUUGAGCCCAGGCUUGCCUCAACAAAAUAAAUUUGAGAAGAGUUCGUUUAUAUAG
Molecule: messenger RNA, 321 nt
Organism: Henningerozyma blattae CBS 6284
Lineage: Eukaryota; Fungi; Ascomycota; Saccharomycetes; Saccharomycetales; Saccharomycetaceae
Gene: MIM1
Product: Mim1p
Exons: 1
Coding region: 1-321 (106 amino acids)
Biological process (GO): mitochondrial outer membrane translocase complex assembly; protein insertion into mitochondrial outer membrane
Cellular component (GO): mitochondrial outer membrane
Source: RefSeq, a predicted model, not a curated record